Molecule: messenger RNA, 642 nt
Organism: Penicillium roqueforti
Lineage: Eukaryota; Fungi; Ascomycota; Eurotiomycetes; Eurotiales; Aspergillaceae
Product: putative transcription factor
Exons: 1
Coding region: 1-642 (213 amino acids)
Source: RefSeq, a predicted model, not a curated record
AUGCCCCCGGCUAGCCAAAAGAGCCUCGCCAAAUGCCCUUUUCCUGACGAGGACGCUCUGGCCCGCUAUGUUUCCUCGCCACACGAGGAUGGCUUGAACGCUUACAUGUACUCGACCCAUUUAGUUAAGUUCUCCAUGAUUGUAGCUGACAUUGGCGUAUGCGCCUCAAUCGCGGACCUCGUCGACGACGACGGCAAUAGCCCGGCCGCUCUCGAAAAUCACGCCCUUAACCUCUCAUCUGCUCCCCGAAAUCUUGAGGUCUGGCGCGACCAGCUACCUUCAGAGCUACUCCUGAGCCGGUAUGGGAACAGCUCCGGCAAUAGUGAGAUGCUCGAUUUUGAUCGUACCUUGACUCUGCCAAACAGGCUGCACCGGCAAGCGGUGCUCUUGGAGCUUCAUUAUCACAACGCGUAUACGCUGCUCCAGCGCCCCUUCACGCGUCUACACUACGCCCACACCAGCAGCAUGAUCACCUCACCCAACUCCCGGCAGCCGGGCGUUGAGUUGCACAUUGCUAGCGCACUCCACCACGCAAGUAUUAUCGUCGAUACUGUAUCCACGGUCUGCUCCAUGUCCGAUAUUUUCUACGGCUGGCCAGCUCUGGAACGCGGCGUUGACAAUCGUAGCCUACGUCCCCGCUAA